GGCACAGUGCGCAUGCUCAUUCCGUGUUCCAGCUAUAACUGCAUCCGAGCCAUAACAAUCGUCAGAAUUGAACAUUUUUGGUUAACGAGUUACAAAUCAGAAAACCACAAUCGGAGGAAUCAGAUUGUCAAAACAACACAGCAGGUGACACCCCUUAGACAAUGCAAACCCUAAUAUCCAGUUUGUGGAGAAUAAGAAGGUGAACGUGCCUUCAUCUGCAGCGAGGAUUCGGUGAAAAUGGGCGAUUAUGUAUAGAAGAGGGUUUUUUUUUUUUUCAAAAAACGGGGGUUGUAAAAAAAAAUAAUAAAAGAAAUGAGUUAUUUUGAAAAAAUCGUCGUUUUGCAACGGUUUGGUGGUGAAAUCAUACCAAGACAACCCGGAUGUUUUAACCAGCUAACGAGGAAACAAGCAGUUUGGAAGAGAUAAUUGUAUUUUUUUUCCCAAAUCCAAGCCAUGCACUGAAAUUAGAAAACCAGGCUGUACACUGACCGAACAUACAGUACAGCAGGAGCAACCGGCGAUCACCGGCCUAUAACUUUUUCUUAUAUUUUUGUAUCGUGGAAUAACUAUUUGAGCCGCAGGGGUUAUUUAUUGAAUACAGUACCUCAACACUAUAUAUUUAUGAAUUGUUUUUGGAGGAAGGACUUGCAUGUCAAUGGCUCGCCUUUCGCAACAGAAGUGCAUCGCUUCCACCCUGUUUUGAUGUGAGAAGCCUUGGAGAUACAGCAGGAUAACUCUGGCUGGCUCUGUGUGUGUGUGUGUGUGUGUGUGUGUGUAUAAAUAGCUGGAGCCAUGCAGACUCCACAGCUACAGUACGACUUCUUCAAUGAAGAGAACGCACACAAGUGGCGGGGACUGCUGGUACCGUCCCUCAACAAGGUUUUAAACCAAGUCCACCCGAAGCUGUCCUCAAAGGAAGAUGCCCUGCAGUACAUUGAGGAGCUGAUCCUGCUGCUACUGAGCAUGCUCUGUCAAGCCCAGCCGCGCACCGUGCAGGAUGUGGAGGAGCGUGUGCAGAAAAGUUUUCCUCAUCCGAUCGACAAAUGGGCCAUAGCAGAUGCACAGGCUGCUAUAGAGAAGAGGAAAAGGAGGAACCCACUAGCCCUGCCUGUUGACAAAAUUCACCCUCUUCUAAAGGAGGUCCUAGGAUACAAAAUCGACCAUCAAGUUUCAGUUUACAUAGUAGCAGUAUUAGAAUACAUCUCUGCUGAUAUUUUGAAACUGGCUGGGAAUUACGUACGGAACAUCAGACACUAUGAAAUCUCGCAGCAGGACAUUAAGGUGGCAAUGUGUGCUGAUAAGGUGCUCAUGGACAUGUUCCACCAGGAUGAGGAGGACAUCAGUGGGUGGGCCCUCAUGGACGAGGAGCCCUCCGCCUCUGGGGAGCAGAUGUACUACGACCUGGUCAAGACCUUUAUGGCCGAGGUGCGGCAGUACUUGAGGGACCUCAACCUCAUCAUCAAAGUCUUCAGGGAACCCUUCGCCUCCAACACCAAGCUCUUCUCCCCACACGACGUUGAGAACAUAUUCAGCCGCAUUGUAGAUAUUCACGAGCUCACUGUUAAACUGCUGGGCCUUAUUGAGGACACAGUAGAGAUGACAGAUGAAGGGAGUCCUCAUCCUUUGGUAGGAAGCUGCUUUGAAGAUUUGGCCGAGGAGCUGGCUUUCGAUCCUUAUGAAACUUAUGCACAGGACAUCCUCAGGCAGGGCUUCCACGACCAUUUCCUCAGCCAGCUGUCAAAGCCAGGGGCAGCUCUUUAUUUACAGUCUGCAAGUGAAGGGUUUAAAGAAGCUGUCCAGUAUGUCCUCCCCAGACUGCUUUUAACUCCAGUUUACCACUGUCUACACUACUUUGAAAUUUUAAAGCAAUUAGAAGAAAAGAGUGAAGAUGAAGAGGACAAGGAAUGUCUGAAACAGGCGAUAACAGCCCUGCUUAACCUCCAGAGCAGCAUGGAAAGGAUAUGCUCCAAAAGCUUGGCAAAGCGGCGACUGAGCGAGUCGGCCUGUCGGUUUUACAGUCAGCAGAUGAAGGGCAAGCACCUGGCCAUCAAGAAGAUGAACGAGAUCCAGAAAAAUAUCGACGGCUGGGAGGGCAAAGACAUCGGGCAGUGCUGCAACGAGUUCAUCAUGGAGGGGACGCUGACGCGGGUGGGCGCCAAGCACGAGCGCCAUAUCUUCCUCUUCGACGGGCUGAUGAUCUGCUGCAAGUCCAACCACGGGCAGCCCCGGCUCCCGGGUGUUGGCACCGCGGAGUACCGGCUCAAGGAGAAGUUCUUCAUGCGCAAGGUGCAGAUCAACGACAAGGACGACACGGGCGAGUACCGGCACGCCUUCGAAAUCAUCCUGAAGGACGACAACAGCGUGGUGUUUGCUGCCAAGUCCGCCGAGGAGAAGAAUAACUGGAUGGCGGCGCUCAUCUCCUUGCAGUACCGCAGCACCCUGGAGCGCAUGCUGGACCUCACCAUGCUGCAGGAGGAGAAGGAGGAGCAGAUGAGGCUGCCCACCCCAGACAUGUACCGUUUCGCAGAGCCCGACUCCGAGGAGAACGUGGUUUUCGAGGAGAAUGUGCAGUCCAAGUCGGGCAUCCCCAUUAUCAAGGCUGGCACCGUGGUGAAACUCAUUGAGAGGCUCACCUACCAUAUGUAUGCAGAUCCUAAUUUUGUACGAACGUUUUUAACAACAUACCGAUCGUUUUGCAAGCCACAGGAACUUCUCAAGCUACUAAAAGCUAGGUUUGCAAUUCCAGAGCCCAACCCAACUGAGGCUGACAAGGCUGCUGUGGAGAAUGGAGACCAGCCCCUGAGCGCAGAGCUGAAGCGCUUCAGGAAGGAGUACGUCCAGCCAGUGCAGCUCAGAGUCUUGAAUGUGUGCAGGCACUGGGUGGAACACCACUUUUACGAUUUUGAGAGGGACGCCGGCCUGCUAAGUGAAUUAGAAGAAUUCAUAGGAAAGGUCAAAGGUAAAGCAAUGAGAAAAUGGGUUGAAUCUAUCACUAAAAUUAUCCAGAGGAAAAAACAGGCGCAAGCAAAUGGACCAAGUCACAACAUUACCUUUGAAAGCUCCCCUCCUCCUAUAGAAUGGCACAUAAGCAAAGCUGGCCAGACAGAGCAUUUCGACCUGCUGACGCUGCACCCCAUUGAGAUCGCACGACAGCUCACCUUACUCGAAUCGGACCUCUACAGGGCCGUGCAGCCGUCAGAGCUGGUGGGCAGUGUGUGGACAAAAGAAGACAAGGAAAUCAACUCUCCCAACCUCCUCAAGAUGAUUAGGCACACAACCAACCUCACACUGUGGUUUGAGAAGAGCAUCGUGGAGACUGAAAACCUGGAGGAACGGUCGGCAGUGGUGGCUCGGAUAAUCGAGAUCCUGCAGGUUUUCCAGGAGCUGAACAACUUUAAUGGUGUCCUGGAGGUUGUGAGUGCCAUGAACUCCUCCCCCGUGUACAGGCUGGACCACACGUUUGAGCAAAUCCCAAGCCGGCAGAGGAGGAUUCUAGAGGAAGCUCACGAGCUGAGUGAAGACCACUAUAAGAAGUAUUUGGCUAAGCUCAGGUCUAUCAACCCACCUUGCGUGCCUUUCUUUGGAAUUUAUUUAACUAAUAUCUUGAAGACUGAGGAAGGCAACCCAGAUUUUCUGAAGAGACAUGGCAAAGACUUGAUAAACUUUAGUAAAAGGAGGAAAGUUGCUGAAAUUACAGGAGAGAUUCAGCAGUACCAGAAUCAGCCCUAUUGCUUACGAGUGGAAAACGACAUCCGAAGGUUCUUUGAAAAUUUAAAUCCCAUGGAAGAUAAAAUGGAAAAGGAAUUUGCUGAUUAUUUGUUCAAUAAAUCAUUGGAAAUAGAGCCUCGAAAUGCCAAGUCAUUACCUAGAUUUGCGAAGAGAUACAGCUGUCCCAUGAAGUCUCCUGGCGUACGCCCUUCGAUCAUCAGGACCAGUACCAUGAGACACCCGACUCCGCUGCAGAAUGAGCCGCGCAAAAUCAGUUACAGCCGAAUCCCCGACAGUGAAAUGGAAAGCACGCCAUCGGCCCCUAACUCCCCUCGGACGCCCCUGACUCCUCCCCUGGCGUCUGCCGCAUCCAGCACAACGGACAUCUGCAGCGUCUUCGACUCGGGCCCGCCCAGCCCCUUCCACUCAAGCAGUGAUACCAGCUUUGCCCCAGUUUCACUGCCACAAGGCCCAAGAUCUUCUUCUGUCUCGUCAAUGGUUAGCUUUAACAGAAGCCAGGAGGACGGUCCUGCCCCUCCACCAGUCCCCCCAAGGAGGCGGCCAGAUUCGGCCCCGGCAGAGUCCUCUCCUUCAAAGAUUAUGACUAAGCACUUGGACAGCCCUCCCGCCAUUCCUCCCCGGCAGCCCACGUCGAAGGUGUACUCCCCGCGGUACCCCCUGCCAGACCAGACCUCUGUGUCGGAGCCCCCGGACAGUCCGCCCACGCUGCCACCGCGGGAGCCCGUGAGGACACCAGAUGUCUUCGCCAGCUCUCCAAUAAAUCUGCAGCCCCCACCCUUGGGGAGGAGGAGCGAACUGAGCCAGACGUUCUUCCCAAGCAGCCCCUUGCCCUUCACCUCCCACCCCCCGCAGACGCCCUCCCCGCUGGGCACCCGCAAGCACCUCCCCUCCCCCCCCUUGAUAUCCCAGGACUCUGAGCCCCACGGCACGGCCGGCCCUCCCGUCCCGCCCCGGCAGAGCACCUCCCAGACCAUCCCCAAGCUUCCACCCAAAACCUACAAAAGGGAGCACACCCUUCCGUCAAUCCAUCGGGACAGGCCAGCUUUGCUGGAGAAUGCCCACUCGUCCUAACUGGAGGGACGGGGACACGGCCUUGCUAACACUAAAGACUUGGGAGCCAGUGCAGGUUCUACCUGUGACCUAACCCUCAACCUUCAAGAAGAUAGUUUUUUGUUUUUUUUUUAAUUAUUUUUUUUUUUUUUUAUUACAGUAAACCAAGGAGUUUACCUGCCUGUUUUUUUUUUAGUUUUAGUUUUUUUACUCAUUUUGGUGAACCAUUGGGGCGCGAACAAACACGGUGAAUAGGACCAGAUUUACAUUGCACACGGUGAAAGAGGACAACAUGCCAGUUUUAAACAGGUUUAUACCUGUUUAAAAGACUGUAUAGAUAAAAAGAAAACAAUUCUACUUAAGAAAAAAAAGUUAAAAAAAAAAAAAAAAAAAAAAAAAAAAAGUGAUGGGAACUAAAAACCCAGGAGCAGAAAACUGGCACCUUCUAACAUGCAGCACCAGGGAUCUACAGAUGAUUCCUUUGCUUUAAAACUUGCUAUUCAUCAAAAAAGGGACUUUGGGAAUCAAAUUCUUCAUGGACUUUUUAAUCUAAGGUAUAGCAAUCAAUAUACGUUGGAGUGAUAUACAGGUAUCCUCCACACCAAAGAGCAACAUACAUGGAUCCAAAAUACUCACAAAAAAGUGAUCUUUUUUUAUUCAGAUAUUUGCCAAGAAGUGUGUAAAUGGUUGCCGCUUUUUUUUUUUUUUACCACUGCUACAGAAAAUCAAUGAGAAACACCUGAUUUUAAUGUAUAUAUAUAAAAAAAAUGUAUUACAUUAAUUGAACUAUGAUAUCCUAUACAAGUAGAUAAUGCCAACCAAGUCAGAAGGUAUAUUGAUAAUCCAUUUUGAUUAAAUUAUUAUAUUCUAAUUAUUAGAAUUGUGCCUUUUUGUGAGUGUAAUCACUCACUAAGAAAAUGUAUUUUGAAAACACCCACCUUUCAAUAUAGCUACGAUGAGACAUUUUGAGAGUUACAUUGCUGGUGAUGUAGAAAAUUCCCUGAACGUUUUAACUGUGGCGUAAUCCCAGUUGUCGCGGAAUAACUAAACUGCUAAAAUGUGGGACAUUCAAUCAGUUUAUUAUAUAGUGUAGUCAUUUAACUCAAAGUAGAAUUAGCAGACCUGUGAAGAAUCACAAGCCUUGCUCUCAUCUUUCUGCCUUAAAAAAGACGAUGUAGUUUUAGAUCGUCAUUUGGAUUAUUGAUAUACCUCACUGCAUUCGCCUCUCACAGAAACACUAACAAUAAUGCAUGUCUGGCAUAUACAGCUUUUAAAGUGAGCUGCCGUCGUUCAUUAUAUUACACAUUACUCUAUCGCAUUUCCAACUUGGAACCGUGCAACAUACUAAAAUUAUUGUGUGCAUGUUUGUGUUAAUAAAACCCUUUUGUUGUCAUGUUACUAGUCAUGGCAGUUGGGCAUUUAAAGCACUUUGACAUAUCAUUAUUUAGGCUACGUUGUUACCAAGCAUUUCAAGAAAGGACACCCAGAGACUUAUCAUUAGAUGACUACAGCUAUUUGUAACAGAGUAGAGAAGAUUCUAUACUGCAGAUACCAGCUAAUCUGGGAACAGCUGAGGGAAAACAAGUGGAACCAUGUAGCACCAAAAAGUCAAGUAGAUGGAUGCAUUCCUUGUGCUAAAAUUCAGCUGUUCACGAGGAGAAGACUUCAUUUCAGAGUCUCACGUUUUUCUAUAACAUGUCUUUGGCCUGAUUUGUGAAAGGACUAAAGCUCACCACAAUCAAAGUGCCUCUUCCAUGUCACAGGCCAGCCCUGUGAAACUGAAUCCAGGUGGAAUUCCACACUGCUACCUCCGGUUCAUGUCACAAGACAUCUGGAUCUCCUGAAAAAUAGGCUGUCAGUUUUGUUAAAAUUGACAAGUAUAUCUGUGGUUGGGGAAGUGGAAAGCAAAUUGAAUGAACAACCAUUUGGUGGUUUGGUGAAAGAGAAGUCCCUGUGUUGAGAUUUAACAGAUACCCUCUGGUUUAGUGUGACUCAGAGGAGGUUGCUUCAUGUGGUGAGUUUUACAUGCGAAUCAGGCUGUAGUAUGAUAGACCAUUUAGCUUUUUUUGAUUUUUUUUUUUAAUAAAGCUCACUGCAUGGUACCUCAAUAACAAUCGGCUGCUUUUGCUGGGAUUAAAAGGUACGGAAGAGGCUACUCUUACCAAGAUCAUGACUCUGAAAGGGGAUAUACUCAUUGAUUGAAUGUCUCAGGACAACAAGGAGUAUAUUAGAAUGGUUUAGCCCUUUCUGAAUCAUUGAAACGUGUGACAUUGGGCCAGUCAUAGUGUUGCUAUAGAAAUGCUGUUUACACCAAAGCAUUGCAACAUGUAAGUUUAUGAGCAAAAAGAUUGUCGGAAUACAAGGAUGGAAAUAAGUCUCCCAGUGCAUACAUUUUGAUCCUCUCAUGGUUUCACAAUCAGUUUAAGAUGGCACACCAGAGAUUGUUACCUGUACACUGGGGCUAGAGAAGCUCACAUUAAAACCUGGAAUGGGUGAAACUGCUAUGCAAUUGGAGUCUUAUUGUCAUCACUGUUAUAGGUUGGGGUUGUUGCAUGACCUUCUGAAUAUAGGAUAAUUUGUUACCAAGGGCUUCCCUCCUUGGUAUCAUAAUAAAACAGUGCUAUUUCUAGAAUUGGCCAGCAUCUGGUAUCUUUGUCCAACAGGCUUCAUUGUUCGACAGUACAUGAUUUUCCACAGCAGCAACACAAUGUGUGACUUUAUAACACAACAACAACAAAUAAUAAUGUAGAUUACUUUUUUAAAACAGUUUGAACAGUGCAAGUUUACUGUAUAGUAAAAGAUUACAAACCUACUGUAAAGUCCUGUUUGAGGCACACUUCAUGGAGAGGGGCAAUUUUAUAAUGUUGUAUACAGUGUGACAUUGGGCAUCUGUGUUUGAAAAUGGACUGUAUUUCAAUUUUUACUUUUACAAUGUCAGUGCUUUUCUUUUGCAUUUCAUUAGUCUUGUAUGGCUGUCCAGAAUAAACCCCAGUUAAAAUAUGUAACAUUAAUAUGCUGAACACUAAAAAAAGUGCACUAGUAUUUUAUGUUUAUAUAAUAUGUGAAUCACAAAAUGUUUACAGAUUGCAGCUAUUUUUAACGUUGUCAUAAGAUCCUUUUUUGGGAUAAAUCUGCAUUUAGUUGCAUAUAAUUUAGGCUUAAAUUGAACAUGUGUUUAUAUUUUAUUUUUUCUGCUCCCCUGUCUAAUGUCUGUGGCGUAUGAAUACAAUCUAUAGAUCCAUGAUGAUUUUUCAUACAGGCAACUUUCAGUGGCACUAAUUCAUAACUUUUAGACAAGUAAACAUUAUAUAUGUAGUAAUGCUAAAGAAAAUGUGGUCAUAUUGAGAAACAAUGCAGGUGUUAUUUCUUUUAUACCAGUAAGCCCUAACAAAAAGUGCUGUCUUUUUAACCCUUUGCUUCCCAGUGUGCAGUCUAUUUGACAUUGAGAGAAGUCAUUAAGUAGGUAUAGGAACAUACCCAGGGCAGUAAAGGGUUAUAACAUGGCCUAAGUUAGGCCCGACAAGAGUUCUGACAUUGUCAUUUUCAUUUCCUUUGUCGAAAACAUUGAAAGGUCUCUAAACUAAGACACUUGGGUAGGGAGCAGAGAAGCCAAAAUUAAAUGCCUGUACAGCUAUGGACAAAAGUUUUGCAUCACCCUAUAGAAUUAAUAAAUGUGUCUCCAGGUCAUCAUUAUGAAGAUUAUGGUCUGUCCAAAAUGAGAAUUCCUGAAAGAUCCUGUUCCACCUAUUGUAAUUGUUUUAAAAAAUAGGUCGCUGUUUUGUUUUUUGUGAUUGGUAGCUGAAGUCGUUUGUGAUCUUUCUUAAUUGUCUUCACAGACUGCACUUUGAAUAGUAAUGUUUAUUACUGAAGACAUGCCUGCUAAUACAGUACCACAACCUUCGUAUGCUGCAAAGUGUUGCUUAAUGUUUUAGUAUCGAAGUAUUGUGUCAACAUUGGCAACGGUGAAACACUUGUGUUUCCUUAAUGGUUUGCUCCUACCACAGGUACAGAGAUCUAAGUUGAAUGUACAGAUUCUGAAAUAAUUUUAACCAGAUUGCUAUUUUAAAUUAAAUUUCAAUUAAGCGGUCUCAGUACCGCUGUGGGAAAGCAUGUAAGUGAUUGGAAUGGAUGUUACAGACUUUUAAUGUUGGUCUUAUUUCCUAAAAAGACACAGCACUGAAAAGAAAUAAAUAUAUCUGCAUCACAGUAUCUAGUGUAGCUUCCAUUAUAUCUUGGGUAAUUACCAUGAAGUGCAUUUUAAUGUCAACUGGAUGUUGAUUUCCCCUUUGCCUUUAUCAGAAACAGUGCUUUAAAAUGCUCUGCAGCAAACCGUGAUAUACUACAGCUAAACCAGGUCUCUUCUAACACCUGUACAAUAGUCUAAGGUUUCAAUGCAGUCACCUCCAAGGUGUCUCAAUGCUUGAUAAUUUUACCCUGUGCCAGAUGCAUGCCAGUUUCAUUAGCUACCAAAAUGUGCCUUUUUAUUACACCCAUCUUUUUAUUUUAUUUUUUUGUGGUUUUCCAGGUGGGGGUGCAUUGAACCCCUCGAGUGCCAGGUCUUGUUUAAGAAAGGAACCAGCAAUCGCUGAGGGUUUAAAAUGUACCGGUGAACAGACCUUGUCAGUUUAAAAACAAAACAUGAAAUUAAAAAAAAAAAAAAAGUGAAUUGUACAUAACUUCAGUUUAAAUUUAUUUGUGUAUAUAUGUACUUGCCUUUGUUUUAUUGGCAUGAUUAUUUGCUAUGAUUAACUGUAAAAGCUAUGUGACUCUGACCCAGAUAUAAGAACAAAGUGGUAAUCUACUGGCACAUCUAACCUUGACCUGUGUACCUAACUAUGUCUGUAGAUGAUCUUUGUAUUCUAUGUUAGUAACAGUAUUCAUUUUGCAUUAAAAAAAGUGGAAACAUUACUGUCACUGUUAUUUUGGCAUUAAAAUAUGUUCUACAAACUGAAAGCAGCUGUAUCCUCAUGACUAAAUGUGCACAGUCUGCUUAAGUGUGAUUGAAGAAUAAAAAAGAUGAUCUUUUUGCUUUA
Polyodon spathula (Mississippi paddlefish) is the source of this 9812-nucleotide messenger RNA. RefSeq names its product son of sevenless homolog 1. Gene Ontology annotation, molecular function: protein heterodimerization activity; guanyl-nucleotide exchange factor activity. Lineage: Eukaryota; Metazoa; Chordata; Actinopteri; Acipenseriformes; Polyodontidae. The record is from RefSeq and is a predicted model, not a curated record. The coding region runs from base 793 to 4800 and encodes 1335 amino acids. Gene Ontology annotation, cellular component: plasma membrane. Gene Ontology annotation, biological process: positive regulation of GTPase activity; Ras protein signal transduction. The transcript is spliced from 23 exons.